Tricharina praecox is the source of this 3085-nucleotide messenger RNA. RefSeq names its product cation transport protein-domain-containing protein. Gene Ontology annotation, molecular function: high-affinity potassium ion transmembrane transporter activity. Bases 467 to 2848 code for a protein of 793 amino acids. Gene Ontology annotation, biological process: intracellular potassium ion homeostasis; potassium ion import across plasma membrane. NCBI's taxonomy places the organism in Eukaryota, Fungi, Ascomycota, Pezizomycetes, Pezizales, Pyronemataceae. The transcript is spliced from 10 exons. The record is from RefSeq and is a predicted model, not a curated record. Gene Ontology annotation, cellular component: plasma membrane.
ACCUCCACCACCACCUCCACCACCACCACCUCCACCACCUCCACCACCACCACCUCCGCCACCACCACCACCACCAACAGUCCCCAAAUAUUACUGCCAGCUCAAUUGACACAAUACACCAUGGCUUGUUCCGUCUACACUCUUUGAUAUAAUUACCGUGUCGCCGCCUCGUCACCUUCCAACUGCGACAAUCCCGUGGUCCGCCACCGCUCUUAUCGUCCCGCGUGAGCUACUUGAACCCAUUAUUCGAGUCGUGUCAACCCCUAGUCUUGAGGCCUCUCCUCCCUCUCCUCUUCGUCCUCGUCCUCGUCCUCCCUCCUCCUCCGGACACGCUCCUUUGUCGGAACGUAAUUGGCCCGCCACCUGCACCAAUAAAGACCGUCUCCAUCCCCCCACCACGACCAACCACUACCACCGAACCCACCAAAACUAAACUUUGCUGAGGUCAACAACAAAUUUCGCGCCCAUGGAGCCAACGGAGAAAAGCCGCCGGGAACGGUUCAAGGUCCAUUUUAACUUCAUCACUCUACACUAUUGUUACCUAAUUGGAAUGAGCCUUGUUCUGUCCGUCAUAAUAUUCGCCGGCAGCAACAUGCCCUAUAUCGACGCUCUCUUCUUCGCCAGCGGCGCAUGUACACAAUCGGGAUUGAACACUAUAGACACGAACUCUAUCAAAACGUACCAGCAAAGCUUGAUCUAUAUAGCAACCAUGCUUACGACUCCUAUUUUUAUCAACACUUGCGUCGUGCGAAUCCGGCUGCACUGGUUCGAGAAACGGUUCGAGAACAUUGUCUCAAUGUCUCGCCAGCCAUCGAGAGCGCGGACCAUCACGCAGGGUAGAAAAGAAGCCACGGCGCUCGAGGAUGGAAUCCAGGGCCGUGAUAUCCGUGUAUUGCACCAGGAUACCAUGAACAGUGGAAAAUUCGAGGUUGUUGAGGGUCCCGAGGGAAUGAUCAUGCAACGCUCUAGCACCGCAAAUACCGCAAUUGACCCCAAGGCGCCCAUGAGAGAAGAAGAAGACAACUCGAGCCAUGGAGGGGCAUCCUCGUCGACGAUGGCCGAGUUGCCAUCGGCUAAUGGGAACACAGCCACGGCUAGCCGCAAUCCCCCCGGAACUGCUAGUAGCAACAUUCAGUUCAGCGAUUUGCCUUCCCCCCGCACCCGUGAUGGUACGGAGGACUAUGGAUGGAAUGCCGCCAAUAACAACCACAUCGCUUUCGUCGAGAGCCAAAGGGCUCCCCAGAACGGAAAGGCUCUGCGGAUACCCGGCCCACGAGAGUUUGAGAAAGGCGAUCGCGCAACGGAAGUGGACGACGAUGAUACGUACACAUUGGCGCCCGCUAGAACCGGAGAAGAGACGCGUGUCGGACACACACCGUCUAGAUCUUACAGUUUUUCGGCUGCUGCAACGAAUGCUUCGAUGCGCUUGCGAAAACUUCCCACGGCGGAUAGAAUCCUUCCCCACGCAACGGCGGCCAUGACGUCGGCAUUCUCCAUGGGCCCCGCAAAGCGCGUUAGGUCGUUCAGUGUAUUUUCAAACACGCCUCGCAAACCCGUACCGGUACCAGAUAUGCCUUAUCUGUCGUACCAGCCCACGCUCGGAAGGAACUCGCAAUUUGUGGACUUGACUGACGAGCAGCGCGAUGAGCUGGGUGGAAUCGAAUACCGGAGCUUGAAGUUGCUAUUCCGGGUUCUGGUUGCAUACUACGUUUGUUUCCAUGCUUUCGGAAUCAUAUGUAUCCUUCCCUGGAUCCAUAACGCACCCCAGUACAAAGAGUACAUUCAGUCGUUGGGUGUCAGUCCUACGUGGUGGGCCAUAUUCACAUCGCAGACGUCUCUCAAUGAUCUUGGGUUCACUUUGACGCCGGAUUCCAUGCUGUCUUUCCAGAAGUGCACCUGGAUUCUCGUGGUGAUGACAUUCCUGAUCGUCAUUGGAAAUACCGGAUUCCCGUGCCUCUUGAGGUUCCUGAUCUGGCUUCUCUUCAAGAUAGUACCCGCAGGUUCCUCCAUCAAGGAAGCUCUCAACUUUCUUCUUGAUCACCCGCGCCGCUGUUUUACUCUGUUGUUCCCCAGCAGAGAAACCUGGGUUCUGUUGUGGGUGCUUCUUGCCCUCAAUAUUGCGGACGUGAUCCUCUUCAUCGUAUUGGAUAUCAAAGACCCGGAUGUUACGAGCAUAGCGGUCGGCCACCGGAUCAUGGGGGCGAUAUUCCAGGCGGCUUCUACGAGAACUGCGGGUCUGGCGGUUGUGAAUAUCUCGGCUUUGCAUCCUGCGGUACAGGUUAGCUACAUGCUCAUGAUGUACAUCUCGGUCUUCCCCAUUGCCAUCAGUGUUCGUCGCACCAACGUCUACGAGGAGAAAUCCCUUGGUCUUUACGGUGGAGACGAUGAUAUGGAGGCGGGACCAUCCGGUGCGUCGUACGUGGGAUUCCAUCUGAGGAAACAGCUCUCCUUCGAUCUGUGGUAUAUCUUCCUAGGGCUCUUUGUCAUCUCGAUUGCCGAGGGAAGGCAUAUCGAGAAUAUCAACGACUAUGCCUUCACGGUUUUUUCGGUACUUUUCGAAGUUGUUUCGGCUUAUGGUACUGUUGGACUCAGUCUGGGUUACCCCGGAUUCAACCCUUCGUUCUCCGGCAAGUUCAGCGUUGUGAGCAAGUUGGUUAUCAUUGCCAUGCAGCUUCGUGGUCGUCAUCGUGGUCUGCCAUAUGAGCUUGACCGUGCUGUCCUUUUGCCUAAGGAACAGCGCGAUGCCGAGUUGUCGUCGAUACGCAGGCGCGGCUCGACCAUAAGCACCGCCCACCCGUUCCCCAACUCGUUCAGCCGUCCUAUACCGUCCCAGGCGGUCGACGACUAAAGACGGGUGUUUUUGCUUAUUUUUUUACCGGAGUUUUUUUUUAAUUUUUUCCCGUACAUGUUGGCAAUACUUUGAUGAUUUAGUUUUCGGAUGGUUUGUUUUUGGGGCUUGCACGAUACCUUUAGUUUGAAGUUUUCAGGAAUGGGUGGCGCUUUGGAUGGGUACAAUAUAAGGAAUGUGCCUUUCUUGCUGUAGAUUUGUUGAAUAUAAAUGCCGGAUACUGAUAUACAUAAAGUG